AUGCAGUUCUUUGGCCGACUGGUGAAUACCAUCAACAGCGUCACCCAAAUAUUCACAAACCCUUACCGGGUGAAGGAGGUGCCGGCUGCAGAGUACGCCGCGCACACCUGCCUGAGGGAGGAAGGCAGGGUGGCCCUCUAUAAGAACAGACUCGCUCGCUCAUGGGAUUGCCUGUUGGUGAAUCCUCAGAGCCCACAGGUCGCUUUCCGGCUCUUCCAGCUCGACAAUGAAACAGAUGCCCUGGUGCAUUUUGAGCAGUACGCCAGGCAGCUGCGCCCUUUCUACGAGAGCUCGCGCCAGCCCUUGUCUCUGGAGGAUCUCCAGCAGCUCAGCGACUGCUUGCGCAACCACCCCAGCUGGUCCUCGGCACACGUUGCGGUGGAAAUUGGCCAUCGUGAGAGCUUCAGGCACAACCAAGUUCUGAGCUGUGUGAACAGCACGGACAGUGAGGAUGGCUGCACCCCGCUGCACCUGGCGUGCCGCAAGGGAGACAUGGAGUGCCUGCUGGAGCUGCUGGAAUGCCAUGCGCGGAUGGACAUUACCGACAGGAAUGGGGAGACGGUUUUCCACUAUGCUGUGCGAGGGAACAGCCCCCAGAUCAUUGAGCUCCUGGGCAGCAUCCCAACUGCUGGCUUGGACCACCUGAGCUGUGAAGGGCUGACUGCUCUGCAUCUGGCUUGUCAGCUGGGUAAAGAGGACAUGGUUCGGUCUCUGCUGAAAUGCCAUGCCAGCUGCAGCAUCAUGGGGAAGCUGGGCUACCCCAUCCACAUAGCACUGAAGUUCUCGCAGAAGGGGUGUGCCCAGGCCAUCCUUGAAGUGGAUGCCAGCCAGGUUCGCUCCAAGGACCCGCGCUAUGAAGCCACUCCGCUGCACUGGGCAAAGAAGGCAGAGAUGGCACAGCUGCUGCUCGAGUACGGUUCUGAGGUGAAUUUGACCAGCCGGACGGCUGACAUGGCUCUGCACAUCGCGGUCAAGAGGGGACGCUUUGACUGCGCCAUGCUACUGCUGACACACGGGGCCCACACCAACGCCAGGGGUCAGGAUGGCAACACACCACUGCACCUGGCCAUGAAGCAUGACCACCUGGAUAUGAUCAAAGCUAUCGUUGUGUUUGGAGGAGAUGUUGAGAUCCCCAAUGAUUUCGGGGAGACACCAGGGCUGUUGGCAGCCAGGAGCAGCAAAGGUGCGAACCGGAAAGUGCUCUUAGACCUGCUGCAAACUGUAGGGACCGAACGCUGCCACCCACCCAAUCCUGACUCCCCAAGCCUGGCACCAUCUGCCGCCUCCUUCCUGGAAGGCCAACCUUCCUCGCGGAGCAGCUUCAACAGCUUAGGGUACAAGGACCUUCUGUAUAUUUCCACAACGCUUGGGCAAUUGUUGAAGGCACCAGAUGUUGUGGACUCGCCCAGUGAGGGUAGAAGAAAUCAUGACCGCCUCCUGUGCCUGGAUGGAGGGGGCAUCCGGGGCCUGGUGCUCAUCCAACUCCUCCUGGCUAUCGAAAAGGCUGCGGGCCGUCCUGUUCGUGAGAUUUUUGACUGGAUCGCGGGGACCAGCACUGGGGGGAUCUUGGCCUUGGCUAUUGUACAUGGGAAGUCCAUGGACUACAUGCGCUGCCUGUACUUCCGCAUGAAGGACAUGGUGUUCCGGGGGUCUCGGCCCUACGAGUCAGAGCCCCUGGAUGAGUUCUUGAAGAAGGAAUUUGGGGAAAACACCAAAAUGACAGAUGUCCAAAAACCCAAGGUUAUUGUGACAGGGACAUUGUGCGACCGGCAGCCAGCUGAGCUCCACCUUUUCCGUAAUUACCCCGUACCAGAGACAAAAACCUCCACUGAAUACAAGACAAGCGCAUCUUUCAAACCACUCACUCGGCCAGAAGACCAACUCGUAUGGCGUGCUGCCCGCUGUAGCGGUGCGGCUCCCACUUAUUUCCGGCCGAUAGGCCGCUUUCUGGAUGGUGGGCUGCUAGCCAACAACCCGACCCUCGAUGCAAUGACGGAGAUCCACGAGUACAACAAGACGCUGAUCAAGAAGGGUCAGAAGCAGAAAGUAAGAAAAUUGGGGUUGGUGGUCUCCCUGGGGACAGGGAAGCCUCCGCAGGUACCAGUGAGCUCUGUGGAUGUUUUCCGCCCCUCCAACCCUUGGGAGCUGGCGAAGACCGUCUUUGGGGCCAGGGAGCUUGGCAAGAUGGUGGUGGAUUGUUGCACUGACGCAGAUGGCCCAGCUGUGGAUCGUGCCAGGGCCUGGUGCGAGAUGACGGAUGUCCCAUAUUUCCGGCUCAGCCCUCAGCUGCACACGGAGGUGAUGUUGGAUGAGGUGAAUGACACCGUGCUGGUGAAUGCUCUCUGGGACACCCAGCUUUACAUCUACCAGCAGCGGGAGCAGUUUGAGCAGCUGGUGCGACAUCUCUGCCGAUGACUGACCUGGAUGUUCCUGUUCAGCAUCCCCAUGGCAAGGAAGAGCAGACACUGAAAUGGCUCGGAUUUGCUCUUGAACCAAGAUAAUUGAGGUGGGGGAGGGACUACUACUAAUGAUGAAUUAAUGAUAUUUAAUAGAAAGCAGCGCACGUACAUGUGU
Messenger RNA from Pelecanus crispus (Dalmatian pelican), 2574 nucleotides. It is a transcript of the gene PLA2G6, whose product is annotated as phospholipase A2 group VI. NCBI's taxonomy places the organism in Eukaryota, Metazoa, Chordata, Aves, Pelecaniformes, Pelecanidae. Gene Ontology annotation, biological process: positive regulation of ceramide biosynthetic process; cardiolipin acyl-chain remodeling. The record is from RefSeq and is a predicted model, not a curated record. Gene Ontology annotation, cellular component: mitochondrion. Gene Ontology annotation, molecular function: long-chain fatty acyl-CoA hydrolase activity; protein binding.